AUGAUGCUUGGACGUGCGGCGCGUCAUGCGCGCCAGCUUCUUGCGCCUAGCGCUUCAGCCCUAGCAGGCAUGCGCAUGGCACAGGUAGCGGUAGCGCAAAAUGCCUUGACGGUGCACCGCGCUUUUCACUCACACCUGCCAUUGGCGUCGGAAGCAUCGUCGUUUGUGACUGACGCCGACGUUGAUGCUUCUCCAUCACCAGACUUUAUCGCGCUUGAGCGCACCACGCCUUUGAUCCACACACGUUUAUCGUACUUGGACCCGGCGACCAAGCCAGAGGGCGAAGCUGCCAAGGCGUACGUGCCCAUGUCAGCGCAUGUCUUCAACACGGCUCCGCACCAGCAUGCUAUGCACAUGGCUGUUGUAUACUACCUCGAUGCUAUGCGUAGCGGUACUGCAAGCACAAAAACGCGCUCUGAAGUGGCUUUCUCUGGCCACAAGCUGCGCCCACAAAAGGGCUCUGGUAAGGCCCGUCUUAGUGACCGCGGCAGUCCUAUGCUUCGCAAGGGUGGUGUUGCUCAUGGUCCUCGCCCACGCGACUUUAAGACAGAGCUGCCCCGUAAGGUGCGUGAGCUGGCCUUGCGCUCAGCGCUGAGUGCGCGUCUCCGGGAAGGCAAGCUGCAUGUGGUGCCUAGCCUCGCUUGGCAGCCCCCGCCUAUGUCGACCAACAAGCUGGCGCGUCUCUUGAGCUCCAAGCAAUGGAACGACACGCUGUUCUUGACGGCACCUCGCCGUCCGGAGUCGCCAAUUGCGAGUGAGCGUGGCUACGCACGACCCUCGUCUGUGGACUUGAUGUACACGGACGAGCAGCUCGAGCGUCAUGUGCGAUAUGUGCGCAACUUUGAUAUGGCUUCGCGCAACUUGCCAGAUGUGAUGCUGAUGCGCUUGCAUGAGCUUCCUCCGCACCCACGUCCUCGUCUUGAGCACGAAAAACUACCUGGUGAACUGCAUGCGUACCAGGUGCUGCAGUUUGACCGCGUAGUCCUUGAUUUAGGCGCGCUGGAGUGGCUGGAAGAGAAGCUCGGUGGCUCGCUCGUACAUCAAAUGUAUGCGGAAGAACUCAGUCAUUGGCAAGCGGAGAACGCAGCAGCGGAGCCAGAGGCAGAGGCAGAGUCUGCCUCGUCGAUAGAGACCAGUACUACUGCGCCUACGCCGUAG
Molecule: messenger RNA, 1158 nt
Organism: Malassezia pachydermatis
Lineage: Eukaryota; Fungi; Basidiomycota; Malasseziomycetes; Malasseziales; Malasseziaceae
Product: ribosomal protein l4
Exons: 1
Coding region: 1-1158 (385 amino acids)
Biological process (GO): translation
Cellular component (GO): ribosome
Molecular function (GO): structural constituent of ribosome
Source: RefSeq, a predicted model, not a curated record